UAAUUUAUUUUCCAUUAUAAAUACACAUUCCUCAUUUAAAAUAAUCAUAACCAUAUCUUAUAAUUCCAUUUAAAUAACACUUUCAUUUAUGCAUAAAUACCCUUAAGCUCACUACACCACUCCUCACCGACAAAUGAAACCGCUCGUCUACGGCCGUCUCGGCCCCUCAGAUCACGCUCAAAUCUCUUCUCCGCCUCAUCUCUCCGCCCAAUCUCCGCCUCAUCCUCCUCCUCCUCCUUCCCGGAGACGGAAGAUUCUCUUCUUAUCAGUCUUCUCAAUUACUCUCAUCAUCGCCUCAGCCGUCUCCGCCACUUUACUUAUCGGCCUCCGCACUCGCGCUUCCUCCGACCACUCCUCCCCCGCCGUGGCGCGGAAACCGACUCAGGCCAUUCAAAAAACAUGUGGAAAAACUCGCUAUCCAAGUCUCUGUGUCAACUCGUUACUUGAUUUUCCCGGUUCGUUAACCGCCAACGAGCAGGACCUGGUUCACAUUUCGUUCAACAUGACACUUCAGCACUUCACUAAAGCGCUCUAUUUUUCAUCUACUAUAUCCUAUCUCGACAUGGAUACACGUGUACGGUCAGCUUACGACGAUUGUCUCGAGCUUUUGGAUGACUCUGUCGACGCGCUUACACGCGCUCUCUCCACUAUUGGAGGUCCAUCAGCUAACAAUGCGCGUCCGCAGGCGAUCGGUGGGAGCAAUGAGGAUGUGGUGACGUGGCUGAGUGCUUCGCUGACUAAUCACGACACGUGUACGGAGGGAUUUGAAGGGCUGAGUGGCUCAGUGAAGGAUCAAAUGGCUAAUAAGCUGAGGGAUUUGUCUGAGUUAGUUAGUAACUGUUUGGCGAUUUUUUCAGCGAGUGAUAAUGACGAUUUUGCCGGCGUGCCGAUUCAGAACAAGCGGAGACUGUUGACGGAGAAUGCCGAGACCGGUGAGUUUCCGAGGUGGUUAGGGAGGAAAGAACGGAGGUUACUGAGUUUGCCGGUGUCGGCGAUUCAGGCGGAUAUUAUUGUUUCGCAAGACGGGAACGGGACGUGUAAAACGAUUGCCGAAGCAAUUAAAAAAGCGCCGGAGAAAAGUCUUCGGCGAACGAUUAUUUACGUGAGGGCAGGAAGAUAUGAAGAGUCCAUUUUGAAAGUGGGGAGGAAAAAGCAGAAUUUGAUGUUCAUUGGUGAUGGCAAGGGUAAAACCAUCAUUUCAGGUGGUAAAAGCGUUGCUGAUAAUAUUACCACGUUUCACACUGCGUCAUUUGCUGCAACCGGAGCUGGUUUUAUUGCUCGCGGCAUAACCUUCACCAAUUGGGCUGGUCCGGCUAAGCACCAAGCUGUGGCUCUUCGAAUUGGAGCUGACCAUGCCGUAGUCUAUAAUUGCAGCAUAAUAGGAUACCAAGACACGCUCUAUGUACAUUCAAAUCGCCAAUUUUUCCGUGAAUGUGACAUAUACGGAACUGUCGACUUCAUAUUUGGCAAUGCUGCCGUAGUGUUUCAAAACUGCAGCAUUUACGCUCGUAAGCCUAUGCCGUUGCAGAAAAACACCAUCACCGCCCAAAACCGCAAAGACCCUAAUCAAAAUACGGGUAUUUCAAUCCACGCUUGUAGGAUCCUCGCCCAAUCAGAUCUCGAGGCAGCGAAAGGUAGCUUCCCGACAUAUCUAGGUCGUCCGUGGAAACUGUAUUCACGAGUUGUGUACAUGUUAACAUACAUGGGCGAUCACGUUCAUCCAAGAGGAUGGUUAGAGUGGAAUGCAACAUUUGCACUCGAUUCACUAUACUACGGUGAAUACAUGAAUUACGGUCCGGGCGGGGCUGUUGGGCAACGGGUAACAUGGCCGGGGUAUCGGGUGAUUACAUCAAUUGUGGAGGCAAAGAAAUUCACAGUAGCAGAAUUUAUUUAUGGAUCAUCAUGGUUGCCAUCUACUGGAGUAGCAUUUUUAGCAGGAUUAUCAGUAUAAGUAACAUUCUGUACAAUAGAUAAAAAAAUGUAUGUGGUUAAUAAUUGUCUGCAAGUCUAUUUUUUUCUCUAUUAUUUUUUUCAGUAAAUGUUAAUUAAAUAACCAUUAUGAAAGGUAAUUGUUUUUCUCUUA
Messenger RNA from Mercurialis annua (annual mercury), 2083 nucleotides. RefSeq names its product probable pectinesterase/pectinesterase inhibitor 34. NCBI's taxonomy places the organism in Eukaryota, Viridiplantae, Streptophyta, Magnoliopsida, Malpighiales, Euphorbiaceae. The transcript has 3 exons. Gene Ontology annotation, biological process: cell wall modification. Gene Ontology annotation, molecular function: pectinesterase activity; pectinesterase inhibitor activity. Bases 134 to 1951 code for a protein of 605 amino acids. The record is from RefSeq and is a predicted model, not a curated record.